Eutrema salsugineum is the source of this 1406-nucleotide messenger RNA. RefSeq lists its product as uncharacterized. The coding region runs from base 277 to 1095 and encodes 272 amino acids. Gene Ontology annotation, cellular component: endoplasmic reticulum. The transcript has 4 exons. The record is from RefSeq and is a predicted model, not a curated record. Lineage: Eukaryota; Viridiplantae; Streptophyta; Magnoliopsida; Brassicales; Brassicaceae.
UCUUCUUCUUCUUCUUCUUCUUGUACGUUAAUCUGAAGAACAAAAAAUAACCUGAUUGAUUUCCUUUGGUAUCUCUAGGGCUUCAUGAGCCAAAGAUUGUAAUGCCAUUAAAAAAACAUGUUCAUUAGAAACGAAAUCACUCAGAUCUAACCCCUCUGAAUUCAUUUCCGAGAAACCAACGAAUCCUCGAGAUCGGAAUUUCAGAUCGUUGUCAGUGAAAUUACGAUCCAUAAUCGAAUCGUAGUUCGCGUGGUUUUUUUUUUGUUGCAUUUGGUGAUGGCUCCGGCACGGAUUCUAACGAGGGACGAAGAGCUUGGAGCGAUAUCGGACGAUGAUGACUCGCCAUCGGGAAAGCGAUCUAAACUCGAUCGAUUCCCUCUUAGCCGGUGGGAACUCGCGGUGUCUCUCGGUGUCUUCCUUGUUUUCUCCUCCGGUCUCUGCUGCAUCUACAUGACCAUGCCUGCUGCAGAAUUUGGCAAGCUCAAGCUCCCUAGAAGCAUCGCUGAUCUCCGCUUACUCAAAGACAAUCUAGCAAACUAUGCGAAUGAAUAUCCGGCGCAGUUUGUUUUAGGGUAUUGUGCGACCUACAUUUUCAUGCAGACCUUCAUGAUUCCAGGGACCAUCUUCAUGUCACUUUUAGCUGGAGCUCUCUUUGGUGUUAUCAAAGGUAUUUUCUUGGUUGUUUUCAACGCAACCGCAGGAGCUACUUCGUGUUUCUUUUUGUCUAAGUUGAUCGGCCGGCCACUGAUUACUUGGCUAUGGCCUGACAAAUUGAGAUUCUUUCAGGCAGAGAUUGGUAAGCGUAGAGAUAAGCUUCUGAACUAUAUGUUGUUUCUGAGGAUAACACCAACUCUGCCAAAUCUGUUUAUCAAUUUGGCUUCUCCGAUUGUCGAUGUACCUUUCCAUGUCUUCUUUUUGGCGACAUUGGUUGGCCUCAUACCGGCUGCUUAUAUUACCGUCAGAGCUGGCCUCGCUAUUGGAGAUCUCAAAUCGGUGAAGGAUCUGUAUGAUUUCAAGACAUUGUCGGUGCUUUUCCUCAUCGGGUUUAUCUCCAUACUUCCAACAAUAUUGAAGAGAAAGAAGAUCUACGAAUAACCAAGGAGAAGUUGUCUUUACAAUACACAGGCUCUUAGCCUUUGAUGUCGUAGCCUUACAGUGGACAGGAAGAAUACACUUAACUUGUUAGAGGACACAACAGAACAAAAACGUUGAUUCGUUUACUUGGCACUUGUCGUAGUGGUCGUUUUUUAUAGUUUCUUUUUUUGAAGUUUUGUGUUUUCUUUUGAGAGUAGAUGUUGAGUAGAAAUUAUAGAAGCAAUACAUUCUUUUGUUGCUCUGUCACUAGAUGACAGACCAUCAAGUAUUAUAAAAAGAAAAACUCGAGCAAUUUGCAAAGACAAUUUGAA